UCAUUGCCAUUGGGUUGUGUGUGGCUGAGUCAGUAUAACGUAUAGAGAGAAGCAACCAUUGGUGAAAUCGAUUUUAUAAGAAACAAGAAAUCGUCCAUUAGAAGAAUCUUCAAAGGUUUAUUUGCGUGAAGCAAUCUCCAAUCAAUCGAUCGCAUCGUCGACCUUUUUCUUCUCCGAUUCUCUCUGCAUUGUUUCUUCCGGUAGGCGGAGAUGGCGUCUUCUGUGAGGAUUUGUUGCGGAGGAGGAAACGCAUGUGCCGUUCGUUGUGAUCGGCGAACGGUCACCGCUCGAUCGUCUUCGUGUGUGCUUCCGGUAAUUAAUCGACGGAAUUGGUACGAGAUCGGGAAGGUUUCGAUGGCGAUGGCAGAUUUGGCACCGACUCAUCAGGCGGUGAAGCUUGAACGGACGAAUAUCGGAGAAAGGAAACGCGGCGGAUCCGUUGUGUCGCGGGAAAAGAUCGACGAGUGGUUGAGGGAUUCGGUGGUUGAGAUCGUGAAGAAUCUGAGAGAAUCGCCGUUGUUGGUGCACUUAUACGCGGAGGCGAACGGAGGUUUGACUACAACCGCCACGAAUCCGGAGGCGGAGGAGUGGACGGCGAUGGAAGGAAGAUGGGAUAGAGGAGAAGAGAGAACGCCUGAGGGAGUGAUUUUGGUGGAGAAGCUCGCCGACGAUGAAGUAGAGGAUCGAGAUCAGAACUCAGAGGGAGAAGAUUACGGUGGCGAGAGUACAAGCGCGUGGGGGAUAGUGGCGCAGGGAAGAGGAACGGAUUGUGGACCGGUUUGCUACCUAUUGAAAACGACCCGGGUCGGUUCGGGUAUGGGAACGGUUUGCACCCAUUUCUGCUUGGUGAAGGUCAAGAGUUUCAGGGAGACGGCUGUUUCACAGUUGAAUAACUCCUGGUUGGUGCAGACUGGUCAAUGAACAGAUUCAUAGGUUUAUUUAAUGGUGAUUAUAUAUUUGGUUAAAAGUCCAAGGGAUUGAUUUGUAAAUUAUUUUUAUUCUCUUUGGGUUUGAAUUAUGAAACCCUUAUGGAUGAUCAAAUACCUUUUGUUAUCAUUACAGUAUAUACAUAAUCUUUCAACUUCUUUUAUAGAAGUUUGGAUUGGUGGUUUAAAUAAAUUGUUAAUGAAAUUUUUGGAGAACAUUGAUA
This is a messenger RNA of Eutrema salsugineum, 1150 nucleotides long. RefSeq lists its product as uncharacterized. The transcript has a single exon. Bases 211 to 921 code for a protein of 236 amino acids. Lineage: Eukaryota; Viridiplantae; Streptophyta; Magnoliopsida; Brassicales; Brassicaceae. The record is from RefSeq and is a predicted model, not a curated record.